This is a messenger RNA of Schizosaccharomyces osmophilus, 300 nucleotides long. RefSeq names its product Amino acid permease. Bases 1 to 300 code for a protein of 99 amino acids. The transcript has a single exon. The record is from RefSeq and is a predicted model, not a curated record. NCBI's taxonomy places the organism in Eukaryota, Fungi, Ascomycota, Schizosaccharomycetes, Schizosaccharomycetales, Schizosaccharomycetaceae.
AUGAUGUCUACAAAUUAUGAGCUUGGGAACGUGAACCAUGGAGGGUCUUGGUGUUUGACUUUUUUUUGUACGGCUUGUAUCCUCGUCGGUUACGACGCUGCUGGACAUGUGGCCGAGGAAACAAAGAACGCCAGUCAAACUGCCGCCCGAGGGCCGUUUUACUCUGCUCUUUCUAAUAGUAUUGUAAGUGCCGGUAUAGUGGUCGUUUUCCUGUAUUGCCUCCCGCCAAGCCAAACCUUGUAUCCUCUAAUGAAAACAAACGAGCAUCAACCAUUCGUACGCUUCUAUGCUUUUGCAUAG